UGCUUCUCAGAGAAUCUCCAUUUAUAUCAAGACGGAAGGGAACAAGAAAUGCAGGACAUUGAAUUAGACACAUUCACAGUAUCUGAAGUCUACCGCUAUAAUUUGACUUUGCAUGAAGAGGAAUCCUUUAACCCGGCUCUACCUCAGGUUUUCUUCGCCAUUCAUCCUCCAUUUAAUCCGAUAAAUCCCGUCUUCGAGGGCCACGCCAUCAGAUCAGGAUUUAUUUAUGCUGUAGAGAUCACACUGGAAGAAGAUCACCUUUUGCCAUAUCCGUAUCCGACUAACUGCACGGAUUAUACCACUAAAAUGGCAACAAUCAAUGGGGCAAAACCUCGCUCUCAAGAAAUGUGCAAAGAAUUGUGCAGAUCUGAAUUUUUCAAACAGUGCAUCGGUUGUGACAUGGGCAUGACGAUGCAUUUGACAACAGAACAUAUGUGCCGCAGAAGAUAUAAAGGAUGUCACUACUCUUCAUUAAAUGAGCAAGAACUGAGAGAUACGCCACACAUGCUUACUGGAAUGUCAACCAGACUGUUUAAAACAAAGAUAUCCGUACACAGUAGUGAAAACAGAAAACAUACAAAAUUUGGAAAGUGGAUUAAAGAGUGAAAACGCAGAAAUCAUAGUUUUCCUGAAAAAUCCUGAUGUUAAAAUAAUGUCACAUGACUCUUUAUAUGCGAAGGGAGAGCUCUUCAGUUACAUCGGCGGUCUCAUCGGCUGCUGGCUCGGCAUCUCCGUCUGGGCGUUCACGAGCAUUUUGGAAAAAUCCAUACAGAAGAUUGCUGUGAUGAAGCGAAAUUACAGGCUGAAGAAAGAGCAGGCCAGAAAGUGAUUGAGCUCGAGAGGCACGGAUCUGGUGUGAAAAAUAUUCAAUCUUAAUAAUGUCCUAUUUUUCAAUUGAACGUAGCGUUAUUUUUCCCUUUCUGCUAUUUCUAUGCUCUAAAACGUAUCAUUCAAUGGAUACGCAGGC
Argiope bruennichi is the source of this 967-nucleotide messenger RNA. RefSeq lists its product as uncharacterized. Bases 49 to 606 code for a protein of 185 amino acids. NCBI's taxonomy places the organism in Eukaryota, Metazoa, Arthropoda, Arachnida, Araneae, Araneidae. The record is from RefSeq and is a predicted model, not a curated record. The transcript is spliced from 9 exons.